CUUAAGAGGCACUGGCAAAGCAGAUGAAAAGACUUCAUGGUCCUCUACCUCUUGGAAAGGACUAGAGUUGGUCAUUCUUGUCUUAUUCAAACCAUGUUAGCAGUCAAGGAACUCUGGUGGUUUCCAGGUGGUCAAGGGAAGGAGUGAAAGAGGAGAGAUUACUCCAUAGUAGGCCCAUAUAUGACCAACCUAGAUGGGCUCUGGGCAUUGAGAGGAGGCCAGGAGGAAUUGCAGAACCAGUCAGGUGAUAUAUUUUUCUCUUUUUUGUUUCCUUCAGAUGGGGAGACCAGGCCUAAAACCAGAGAGACUACUCCAAAGCUGAGCAUUUCCUGUGAUUUAAAAUUGAGGCAAAUCUGGGAUUCGAAUAUCAGGUUAGGGAAGAAGCAAGAUGGCUGGGAGUGUCAUUCCAAACAACUAAAGAUGAUCUUCAGGAAAAGUCCCAGUGAAAGGAGAAGUGAUGAAUUUAAUAAAUUCGAGCGAAAUUUUAAUCAAGACUCAAAGAUCCAUCAUGACCAUGCUGAAAGUAGAAGGAGCUCCCAACCAUCUUCAGACCUGUUUGAAUGUAAGGAAAUCGCCUCAGGGAAUGGAUAUUCCAAAUAUAGCGAAUAUAGGGAUUGCCUUGAUGAGGAGAUGGAUCUCCUUGAGCAGCGUGGAGUGAAAGGCUUUGAAGGCGGUCGCUGUGAGACAUCCUUCAGUGUGAGCCCAGAUCUUAUUGGUCAUCAGAAGAGUCCUCCUGGAGAAAUGCCUUAUAAACAUAAUGAACAUGGUACAGCUUUCACCCAUAAGCCACCUCUUGGUCUACAUCAGAAAGUUCCUCCAAGAAAGAAAUCUUACGAAUGUAAUCAGUGCGGGAAGGCCUUUUUUCGGAAUACAGAUCUUAGUCAACACCAGAAAAUUCACAGCGUAGAAAAGGCUUAUAAGUGCAGUGAAUGUGGGAAGGCUUUUAGCCAGAGCAGAGAUCUUCAUCGCCAUCAGAGGAUUCACACCGGGGAAAAGCCCUAUAAAUGCAACGAAUGCGGCAAGGCCUUCAGCUACAGCUCAUCCCUCAUCGCCCAUCAGAGGAUUCAUUCUGGAGAAAAGCCUUACGAGUGCGGCCAGUGCGGAAAGGCUUUCCGGAAUCACUCCAACCUUGCCGUCCACCAGAGGAUUCACACCGGAGAGAAGCCCUACAAGUGCAACGAAUGCGGGAAGGCUUUUAGCCAGAGCAGAGACCUCCUGAGACAUCAGAACAUCCACACGGGGGAGAAACCCUAUAAAUGUAACGAGUGCGAGAAGGCCUUCAGCCAGAGCAGAGACCUUCUCCGGCACCAGAAUAUUCACACGAGGGGGAAGCCGUACAAGUGCAACGAAUGCGAGAAGUCCUUCAGCCAGAGCACGUCCCUGCUCACCCACCAGAGCAUCCACGCCGGAGAGCGGCCCUAUAAGUGCAACGAGUGUGGCAAGGCCUUCAGCCGCAGCUCCAACCUGAGGGUGCACCAGAGAAUUCACACCGGAGAGAAGCCGUACAAGUGCGACGCGUGCGGGAAGGCCUUUAUCCUCAAGUCGUCGCUCAUUUUACACCAGAAGGUUCACACUGGAGAGAAGACCUCCAAAUGCAACCCUCGGGGAAAGGCUUUCAGACAGAAUUUUCAUUUCGCUGCGCAUCAGAGAAUUCAUCCUGGAGAGAAGCCCUAUAAAUGCAGCGGAUGAAGGAGGGUCUGCCUGCAGUUCGGACCUUGCUGGACGUGACAUGAGGGCUGAAUCCAACUGAUGUGGGGAGGAAGGCCUUUGGCUGGAGCCCAGAGCUGAGAAGAGGGGAAAAUUCAUGCUGUUGGGAAAGCCGUAGAAAUCAAUGACGUUUUCUGUGAAUGCCUUACGGCCGCCACUUCUUAUUGCCCAAUAAUGUUCCACAUUAAUAGAAGAUGCUUUCUUCUCAUUUCUCCGAUGAUUUCUCCUUUUUAUUGGCAGUUCUUUACUCCCAUGAAAAGUGCUGCUGUGGCUAUUCUACUGGAUAGUGGGCCUUUCCACCUGGCACUGACUUUGGGGAAUAGAAGCCUAGUAGUAGAGUUGGUUGGCCAAAGGGUGCGGCGACUUUUCUUGUAUAAUCGCUUUGUACAGUAAAUAAAAUUUGUUUCAAGUUUUGUUAGCUUUGUGAA
This is a messenger RNA of Gracilinanus agilis (Agile Gracile Mouse Opossum), 2135 nucleotides long. RefSeq names its product zinc finger protein OZF-like. The transcript has a single exon. NCBI's taxonomy places the organism in Eukaryota, Metazoa, Chordata, Mammalia, Didelphimorphia, Didelphidae. The record is from RefSeq and is a predicted model, not a curated record. The coding region runs from base 181 to 1689 and encodes 502 amino acids.